Cajanus cajan (pigeon pea) is the source of this 2321-nucleotide messenger RNA. RefSeq names its product F-box/FBD/LRR-repeat protein At1g16930. Gene Ontology annotation, molecular function: protein binding. The record is from RefSeq and is a predicted model, not a curated record. NCBI's taxonomy places the organism in Eukaryota, Viridiplantae, Streptophyta, Magnoliopsida, Fabales, Fabaceae.
AUGGAAUCUCCCCAAGGUACAUAGAUAUCUCCAACAAGGGACACAAACAAAGAUAGAGAUCCUAAUGGUUUGUUCAUAUCUUAAUUUACACGAAAUGCAUGUAUGAGCCGGCCACACGGGGAUGAUUUCUAAAUAGUCAUAAUCAAAUUGAACCAUAUUCCAAGACAUGCAUAUCUAGUUUUAUUGGUUCGAUACUUAUCACACUUUCAAUGAAGACACACAUGAACUUCGUUAACAUCGCACUCCUUCUUGCUCUAAGCUGAGUUCUAUUAAUACGAAUUUCUCAUAAUGAUUCUCUCCUUUUGGCUUCGACAAUGAUUUUCUCUACUCUUGAGAAAGAGCACAAAACAUGAGGAAUCAACAACGGAAGAAACGAAGGGUGGAAGGAGAGGACUAUAUCAGCAAACUUCCCAACAGCAUUUUGUGCAAAAUUUUAUCUUCUCUCAAAGUCAAGGAAACUGUGAGCACCAGUGUUCUAUCAUCCAAAUGGAGGAACGUUUAUGCCAAUCUAACAAACCUUACAUUGGACGCAGAAAACAUGCUAAAGAGGGGUCACUCAGCGUCCAAUGUUUGGUUCAAAAACGAGGAGCAAAAGUUGGAAUUCAUAAGGAAGAGAGCUUCAGCCUUCGUGAGUAGUGUCAACAUGUACUUGUCACAUCUUGGACAAGUCCAAAAGAUUGUGAAGUUAAGAGUUUGCUUCACAUUUGGCCAUGAUGGGUACGGCUCCAGUGAUCUUGAUGAGUGGAUUCGUUUUGCCAUCGAGAGAAACGUGGAAGAGAUUGAUCUUUGCUUGUUGGAACACAAUUCUCCAAAUGAUGGCUCAUCACUCCAUGUUUUCCCUUGUGAUGUUGUUGCCAAUGAGGGUGCGUUGAGGUCAUACCUCAAGUGUCUUCGCUUGGCACAUUGUGUUCUUGCACCUAACAUGUACCAUAACAACAAUGGUUUUAGUACACUCACAACCAUGGAGCUCUUCAAAGUGGAUCUGAAAUCCGAAGUGCACAUUCAGGUUUUGUUGUCUGUAAGCACCAACCUUGAGUGGUUGGAAUUCUCCGAAUGUUACAACAUGGAAAAGCUGAGAAUAGAGCACCCCUUUUGCCAGAAGCUGAAGUACCUGAACGUGAAUCUUUGCCAUCAGUUGAAGGCACUUGAGAUCCAAAGCACUAGUUUGGAGACAUUGGAAUACAAGGGAAGCAAAAUUGAGUUUGCUUUUGAUGCUCCAAAACUUAAGACUUUCUUCAGUCCUGUAAGUGAUUCUACUGCUUGUCACAAGGAGCUUUGGCCAGUCCUCAGGCUUCCCAUUGAUCUUCCCCAGCUGGAAACAUUGAUCAUGGAAUGCGGCUGUAACAUGGGGGAGGUAAUGGCAAUCAGAUUACCCACAUAUAAAUUUUCGUGCUUGAGGCAUCUAGAAGUUAUUAAAGUGGCAACAGAUCAACAAGACUUCUGGUGGGUAGCCAGUAUUCUGGAAUCAUGCCCUAUACUUGGAAGACUAGAGUUGCAUCUUCGGACCUAUUCAUGUAUUCACAAAUACUUAAGGAAAAGAGGUUGGCCUCCCACAUGCCAACACAAUCAUCUGAAAGAAGUUGUAAUAACUGGCAUAAGUGGUUACUCAAGUGAAAUAAAAAUUGCAAAAUAUCUUCUAAAGAAUGCCAUUGCACUUGAGAAAAUGACAAUUGACCCACGUCCAAAAUGUUACCUAGGGAAGGGUAAAUGGGAUCACUCACAAGGUUCUCAUGAGAAUGGGACCCACAUCCAAAAUUUGAGGCAAAAGGUUCAUGACCUUCUAAAGAAAGAACUAGCUAAUUCAGCAGUGGAAUUGUUGAUCAAGUAAGCAGAAAGUGAUGAAAGGAAUCACGUUUAGCAAACGUGCAAAUUAAGCUAAAAGGUAUCAAGUAAUCAACAAGGAAGAAUGUGAAGAGAAAGUAAUAAAGGUAUCGUAGCUAAAAGGGAACUUAGAUUAUAAUAAGAAUAAUAGUAAUAUAUAUGUAAAACUAGCUAUUAUGAAAUAAGGAAUGGUGAAAUGUAAAAUGUAAAAUGACAAUGCUGGACCUCGGAUCGAGUUCAUGUUGAACAGACGAGAGUUUCCCCAAGCACUUCAAUGAAAUGAAAUACAGUUCCUUCUUGGCUUUCAAUGUGCACACAAAUAGCAUUACUUGUAAUGAAAUGAAUUUGGUUGGUACUUGGUAUUUGGUAUUUAGUGUUAGUUGUGCCUAAAAGUUCCCCCAAACACUUCACUUGUGUGAUCAGGACUAUUAAUAUUCUAUAUAUCUAGUUAACUAGCCCCACCUGUGAAGCGUUCAGAGGAACUCCAAGAGACAACCAAC